Messenger RNA from Alosa alosa (allis shad), 1606 nucleotides. RefSeq names its product galectin-3-like. The transcript is spliced from 6 exons. Gene Ontology annotation, cellular component: nucleus; immunological synapse. Gene Ontology annotation, biological process: eosinophil chemotaxis; monocyte chemotaxis; negative regulation of endocytosis. NCBI's taxonomy places the organism in Eukaryota, Metazoa, Chordata, Actinopteri, Clupeiformes, Clupeidae. Gene Ontology annotation, molecular function: IgE binding; carbohydrate binding; laminin binding. The record is from RefSeq and is a predicted model, not a curated record. The coding region runs from base 141 to 1067 and encodes 308 amino acids.
AGUGUCGGCCUGCGUUUGUGUGUGUGUGUGUAUGUGUAUUCUCUAAGUAUCUCUGACAGGUCAACUUUGGACAGCACUGGGUCUCACAGAUAACAUGGAUCUUGCUGACGCUCACACCAAUUGUCCUGGUCAGCAGGGGAAUGGCAUGUGGCCUGCUCAGCCCUGCCCUCAGCAGGGGCAGCCAUGCUGGCCGUGCCCCCAACCCCUACUACCCCCCGACCACCUGGCCAGGCCCCACCCAGCCAGCUCAGCCCACCUGGCCCGCCCCUUCCCAGCAGCCCGCCGCGCCAACCCAACCAGCACAGCCUACCUGGCCCAUGCCACCACAAGGCCAGCCCAGUCAGCCAGCUCAGCCCACCUGGCCUGCUCCUGCUCCUGCACCAGCACCAGCACCAGCUCCAGCUCCGGCUCCCCCUGCAGGCCAGCAGACUCAACCCACUCAGCCCAGCUGGCCUGCCCCCACCCAGCCUCCGGCACAGCCACCCCACUCCAGCUGCACCCCCUCCAACCCCUGCCCCCCAGGGUACGUCCCCGCCGGGACGCCCUCCUCUGCCUGGCCUGGUAACCCUGGACAGCCAGGCUGGCCUGGUCAGCCAGCACCGGUUCCCGUACCAGUGUGGCCUGGACCCACACCAGUAGGUCCAGUGGGAGUCCCAUACAACCUGAACUUCCCCAGAGGAGUCUAUGACAAGCUGAUGCUCACCAUCACCGGGCAGGUGAAGCCCAUGGCCAAGAUGUUCACGGUGAACUUUCUGCGUGGGAACGACAUCGCGCUGCACAUCAACCCGCGCUUCAACGAGGGGGGCAAGCAGAUCCUGGUCAGGAACCACCGGCAGGGGGAGCGCUGGGGGAAGGAGGAGCGCAAUAUCCAGGGACCCUUCCCCUUCGCCCCUGGCCAGCCCUUUGAGAUGAAAAUUCUGGUCACGUAUAACGAGUUCAAAGUGGCGGUGAACGGAGCGCAGGUGUUUGAGUUCAAGCACCGCAUCCGAGAGCUCAACCAGAUCGACCGCCUGAACAUCCUACAAGACAUCAAUCUCACGUCCAUCAACCUGCAGAACAUGCCCUGAGCUCUGACCGAGGUUUCAAACGCAUCUUUUUGUUUCACUGUUUGCAAGCCUUGCACUGACAAAAUAAAUGUCAUGAUAUAGUUUAAUGUGCAUUUUGAUACUGCGUAGUAAGUGGUUCAGUACAGUAGUAAGACAUUUGAAUGAAAGUGUUCUUGUGCAUACAGUAUGUCAGCCAUACACAUCCCCAUCAGGAUUCGCUACAUUUCAUAUACAUCUAUCUAUUGUGUUUUGAAUGGCAAUACUUGUUAGCAGUAUCAGUGAGAGCCUUGUUGGUCUUUCUUUAUUGAGAUACGCCUUGUUGUUUUUACAAUAAACUAUAGUUUGAAUCAUCAUACCAUACUUAUAUAUGUUCUGUAAAACAGUCUAAGUUUUGUUUCACAUAAUUCCACUGCAUAAGUAUUGCAAUGUAAUACAGUUUAUUACAUGUUAAUUUGUUAAGUUUGGGGAAGGGGGUGGUAGAUAUAGCAAGCAUACAAAAUGGUGUUUAUCAGUACCAAAGCAAACCAUAACCAUCUAAAUAAAUGAAAUCAUUAAGUCAA